UGCAAUUGCAUGUGGUUGAUUGGAUGAAUCACACCCUCGUCUCUCCACAUGUGUCGACACGCGUGCGUCACAUCGCGCUUUGACAUUCACGCACAGUCGAUAUCGUGGAUGGAUGGAAGGAUGCCGUCCAAACUUACCUCCCACAGACAAGAUCCACGCAGAGCUUUCAGGCAGGCAGACAGGGAGGCGAGCAGGCAGGCAUUGUGUGCCCCUCCCCUCGGCUGUCUGUGUCCUUGCUUCCCCUCAGUCAGCUCGCUAGAAGCCACACUUCCAUCUCAGUGAUGGCGAAGGUCAUGCUGCCCGCCAGUGUGCCGUCACCAUCCUCAUCCACCUCCCCACGAUACCCGAUUGGCAAAUAGGCCUUCUUGACCAUCAUGGCACAGCCGCUGAGGUCGGCAGCCGGGCCGGACUCAUCACGGCCUAACACCAUAACUGCUGCAUCAUCCACACCGAUGGCCAUGUCGGCGACCGGCUGCCCAUCAGGCCCCCUCACCGCCCCCUCCCGCCCAGCGACCGCCACCCCCUGUGACAGCUCUGCCGGCAUGGGUAUCUUGGUGGGUCCGCCACACGCCCCGCUGAUGCUGUAGAAGGAAACGGGGCAGGGGGUCUCCUUGGCCUGGGUGGGGCUGUCGGGCUGUGCAAGGGGGUGGUCCAUGGUGCACGCGAAGAGGUGUGCGGGUCCAUCGCGGAUGAGAAACAGCAGCCGCUGGGCGCCGAGAGUCUUGCUCAGGAAUGUCGAGUACUUGAAUCCAUCACGUGACGACCUGAAGGAAUGGAAGCCAUCUGAUGUGAGUGUGUGUGUUGUGUGUGUGUGGGGGGGGGAGCGUCAGUACUUGUAGAGUAGCUGCAUCGAUUUGAUGCGCAUGUAGCGGCUCAGCCAGUGGCGCAGCGCACGGUAGCUACCAUAGUGCGACGACAGGCGCACAAACUGCACACAUCAGCGAAACAUGUGUCGGCAGAUGGUCACGAGCUGGCUGUCCUUCAGGUGAAGUCCCUACCUGCUGGCCGGGUGUGCAAAUGUGACGAGCGGCCGCCACCAGCUUCACACUCUGAUCCUGCAAGAAGAGACAGGCAGGCAGGCAGACAGGCAUGCCACGGAUGAAUGGCCGGGUGUCUGGUUGUCUGACGGACCGAUGUGAGGUUGUCCAUGAUGGCGUCGAGCGAAGCGGCCAUCUGCCUCAGCCCCCUCUUGUCGUCAUGGAGGUCGACUUGCACAGCCGUCGUCACGUCGUCAACCACAUGCGCACGCAGCCCCUGACAUUCACACAUGGCACACACUGUCUGUGCAAACGUGCAGCGGCUCGCGUGGCCCCUUUCCUGUCUGAUGACUGACAAGAGAUACCUACCUGCACUUGCGCAACCAUUCCUCUCAUUUCCCUUAUGGUAGUCCCCAGUGCACCCUGCAGCGACUUGAUCUCUUGCGCCGCCUCACGAGAAGUCGCGUGCAUCUGCACAGUGCACAUUACACGACACGCAGAUGGAUGGAGGCGACUUCACGUCCGUCAGCUGUCCAGGCACCUACCUGCUGAAGGUCCUCCUUGUGCUGGUCGAAGGCCAGCUGCAGCGCCUCGAGCUUCUCACACACCGCCGAUAUGUCACUCUACGACAUCCAUCCAUCCAUCCACAGCACACACACGGACACAGGCACACAUCAGCAGCACCACUAGGUACCUGCAGCUGUUGCUCGAGCGCCCGCUUCGCACCACGCAACGCCGCCAGCUCCUGCGCAUGACCGACAAGAACCACAUGGCAUCCUGUCAUGGCGCUGUGCCUCCCUUCCGCGUACCUGUGCCUGCUGUUGGAGAAGGGCCUUCAUGCCAUCCACCUCCUGGCGAAGAGCCGCCUCCAUCUGCACACACACACACAUCACGGCAUAUCACUGUGCGUGCUGAGUCGCUCUCUUCCUUGCCACUUCACCUGCAGCGCCUCGAAUCUCGAAUUCUCACGCAGCCGUCGUUCGCCAGGGGUCGCCUCACCAUCAGGGCCAACAGUUGUCGAGCCUGAGGCGGUCGCCAGGUCCUCUAUGCUCAUAAACGUGUACAUUCGUUCAUUAUCUGCAAGCUCAAAAA
Vitrella brassicaformis is the source of this 2069-nucleotide messenger RNA. The record is from the annotation of a GenBank genome assembly. NCBI's taxonomy places the organism in Eukaryota, Vitrellaceae.